Nothoprocta perdicaria is the source of this 6833-nucleotide messenger RNA. RefSeq names its product diacylglycerol kinase delta (gene DGKD). Bases 16 to 3498 code for a protein of 1160 amino acids. The transcript is spliced from 29 exons. Gene Ontology annotation, molecular function: protein heterodimerization activity; protein homodimerization activity; ATP-dependent diacylglycerol kinase activity. The record is from RefSeq and is a predicted model, not a curated record. Lineage: Eukaryota; Metazoa; Chordata; Aves; Tinamiformes; Tinamidae. Gene Ontology annotation, biological process: lipid phosphorylation; intracellular signal transduction; diacylglycerol metabolic process.
GUCAUAAAAGAGGGGAUGCUGAUGAAGCAGACGAGCUCCUUCCAGCGCUGGAAGAGACGCUACUUCAAGCUGCGCGGACGGACGCUUUACUAUGCAAAAACUGCCAAGUCCAUUAUUUUUGAUGAGGUGGAUCUGACAGAUGCCAGCGUGGCAGAAUCCAGCACUAAGAAUGUCAACAACAGCUUCACGAUUAUCACUCCAUGUCGGAAGCUCAUUCUUUGUGCUGAUAACAGGAAGGAGAUGGAGGAUUGGAUUGCAGCACUGAAGACUGUACAGAACCGGGAACACUUUGAGUCUACCCAGUACAGCAUGGACCAUUUCUCAGGGAUGCAUAACUGGUACGCCUGCUCGCACGCRCGGCCAACGUACUGCAACGUGUGUCGGGAGGCGCUCUCCGGAGUCACGUCGCACGGGCUCUCCUGUGAAGUGUGCAAGUUCAAAGCGCACAAGCGCUGCGCUGUGCGGGCAACCAACAACUGCAAGUGGACAACGCUGGCCUCCAUCGGGAAGGAUAUCAUUGAGGAUGAAGAUGGGAUCUCGAUGCCCCAUCAGUGGCUGGAAGGAAACCUGCCCGUGAGCGCCAAGUGCACCGUGUGUGACAAAACGUGCGGCAGCGUCCUGCGCUUGCAGGACUGGCGCUGCCUCUGGUGCAAAGCCAUGGUACACACAACAUGUAAAGAGUUGUUGCCAACUAAGUGCCCUCUCGGGCUGUGUAAAGUAUCUGUUAUCCCUCCUACUGCUCUCAACAGCAUCGAUUCAGAUGGUUUCUGGAAAGCUACUUGUCCCCCCUCUUGCACAAGCCCUUUGUUGGUCUUUGUCAACUCAAAAAGUGGAGACAACCAGGGAGUAAAGUUUCUACGAAGAUUCAAACAGCUACUGAAUCCAGCCCAGGUCUUUGACCUCAUGAACGGAGGACCUCACCUUGGUUUACGCUUGUUCCAGAAGUUUGACACCUUCCGGAUUCUCGUGUGCGGCGGGGAUGGCAGCGUGGGCUGGGUGCUCUCCGAAAUCGACAGCCUCAAUCUGCACAAGCAGUGCCAGCUGGGCGUGCUGCCCUUGGGAACAGGAAACGACCUGGCACGCGUGUUGGGCUGGGGCUCCGCCUGCGACGACGACACCCAGCUCCCCCAGAUCCUGGAGAAGCUGGAGAGAGCCAGCACCAAGAUGCUGGACCGGUGGAGCAUCAUGGUGUACGAAACGAAACUCCCUCGCCAGGCCUCCACCUCCACAGUCACUGAAGAUUUCAGUGAGGAUUCAGAGGUGCAGAAGAUUCUCUUCUAUGAAGACUCCGUGGCUGCUCAUCUGUCCAAAAUUUUGACUUCUGACCAACACUCAGUGGUCAUCUCCUCAGCCAAGGUGCUUUGUGAGACAGUGAAGGAUUUUGUGGCUCGAGUAGGGAAGGCUUAUGAGAAAGCAACUGAAAGCUCAGAGGAAUCGGAGGUCAUGGCCAGGAAGUGCUCUAUCCUGAAGGAGAAGCUGGACUCCCUGCUGAAGACGUUGAACGAUGAAUCUCAAGCAUCUUCAUCUCUGCCAAACCCUCCUCCUACCAUUGCAGAGGAGACAGAGGAUGGUGAUGGCUCGGGCAGUGCUUGUGAUUCCUCCAGUGACCGCUCUGUGGCCUCGUCAUGCACUGCACGGCCCCAGAUAUUUCGCCCCCGUGAGCAGCUCAUGUUGAGAGCCAACAGCCUGAAGAAAGCCAUCCGUCAGAUUAUAGAGCACGCAGAGAAAGCUGUGGAUGAGCAGAACGCCCAGACGCAGGAGCAGGAGGGCUUCCUCCUCAGCCUCUCGGCCCCUGAGGAGAGCAAGGAGCUGCGGAACGAGGACAAGAUCUCGCUGCAGUCGUCGCACAGCAGCAGCUGCGGCGUGUCCAAGGGCAGGAGCCAGCGGAAAGUGUCCAAGUCUCCUUGCGAAAGGCUCAUAAACAAAGGAAGUUUGUCGCUGGGCAGCUCUGCCUCUCUUCCUCCCCAGACAGGAAACCGGGACAACUUGCCAAUGCUGAACACAAAGAUCCUCUACCCAAAUAUCCGUGCUGGCAUGUCUGGGUCUUUGCCUGGGAGCUCUGUCAUCAGCCGCUUACUGAUUCAUGCUGAUCCCUUUAACUCUGAGCCUGAAAAUCUUGAAUGUUACACAGAGAAAUGUGUCAUGAAUAACUACUUCGGAAUUGGAUUGGAUGCAAAGAUUUCUUUGGACUUCAACAACAAACGUGACGAGCACCCAGAGAAAUGCAGAAGUCGUACUAAAAACAUGAUGUGGUACGGAGUACUAGGGACGAAGGAGCUGCUGCACAGAACAUACAAAAACCUGGAGCAGAAAGUCCUGCUGGAGUGCGAUGGGAGACCGAUCCCUUUGCCCAGUCUCCAAGGAAUUGCUGUACUCAACAUUCCCAGCUACGCAGGAGGCACAAACUUCUGGGGAGGUACCAAAGAAGAUGAUACUUUUACAGCCCCCUCCUUUGACGACAAGAUUUUGGAGGUGGUAGCAGUGUUCGGAAGCAUGCAGAUGGCAGUAUCCCGAGUGAUAAACCUGCAGCAUCACCGGAUUGCACAGUGUCGGACUGUGAAGAUAGCAAUCCUGGGAGAAGAGGGAGUUCCUGUGCAAGUGGAUGGGGAAGCCUGGAUCCAACCUCCAGGUUAUAUYUGGAUUGUUCACAAGAACAGGGCGCAGACACUGACCCGCGACAGGGCGUUUGAGAGUACCCUGAAGUCCUGGGAGGACAAACAGAAGUGUGAGUUGUCCCGACCCUCCUCUUUCUCUCUGCAACCAGAGAUCAUGUCUGAAGAAGAGUCCACCCAGAUCAACCGCUUUGGCCAGGCUGCAGGUGCUCUGAUCCACAGCAUUCGGGAAAUAGCACAGUCCUACCAGGACAUGGAACAGGAGCUUGCCCAUGCUGUCAAUGCCAGCUCCAAGUCUAUGGACAAAGUCUACGCUAAAUCCAAGUCUACAGAGGGUCUGAACUGCAGCCUCGUUGUAGAGAUGGUGAACAAUGUGAAAGCCCUGCAUAAUGAGACAGAGCUGCUGCUGGCAGGCAAGAUGGCUCUGCAAUUGGAUCCCCCACAGAAAGAGCAGCUCCAAGCAGCCCUGGCAGACAUGGACCUCCAGCUAAGGAAGCUGGCAGACAUCCCUUGGCUGUGGCAGCUCAUGGAGCCCUGUGAUGAGGAGAACCAGAUGCUGGAUUAUUCGAAACGCAGCCGCAGUGGCAAAUUUCGGCUGGUGACCAAGUUUAAAAAGGAGAAGAACAACAAAAAUAAGGAGACUCAUAGUAGCAUGGGAUUGCCGGUUCACCUGUGGGGAACGGAGGAGGUUGCGGCCUGGCUUGAGCAUCUCAGUCUGUGUGAGUAUAAGGAUAUCUUCAUCCGGCAUGACGUCCGGGGCUCUGAGCUCCUGCACCUCGAACGGAGGGAUCUCAAGGACCUGGGUGUGACCAAAGUGGGUCACAUGAAGAGGAUACUGCACGGGAUCAAGGAGCUGAGCCGGAAUACUCCUGCCAGCGAGGUUUAGCCUCYGUUUUCACAGCCUGUGUCUACCAUUCCCCCUAACUGCACAGCAGUCACCUCACGGAGCAGAUGUGCUCACAACUGUGUCUACCGAGCAGCGUGAGCGGCUGCUCGGAGCUCAUAUCAACCAAGYGUGGUGCUACCUUUACCUGUGGGGUACAGCUGCAUCCAGGGGAGAGGAGCCUCGUCCGYGUCCCCGGAGCCUCCCGGAGGAGACCUCGCUCUGAAGAGCCCGGCGCGUGUGCGUGGGAAGGGCUGCUUCUGCCAACACUGUUGGACUCCUGAGAAUUGCAACACAGCUACCUUUGCUGGAUAAUUGCGUCGCAGUAGAAUUAUUCAGUGCAAAAGAUACAUGGGCCAGUCUUAGUUCAGGAGCAUCUGGCAGUCUUUUCAGACCCCAAACUUUCUCACUCAUCUGUAUGUCACACCUGURUCUUGAGCAGUGAAGGGGGACAGAGCUUGUCCUUGUGUCCUACCGCAAGCCCCUCCUUCACACACCUGGGGUUGUGCAGGGUUUGCAUCAGAAAUUCAAAGCCCGUGCAGACCUCCUCUUGCCAGUGAGUACCCGCGGUUCUCCCUCACUUUUGCCUUGCAACAAACAAUGCACAUGGUUAAAACAGCCUUUUGGCCCAGCCUUGCCACCUUCUGCUGGGCCCGGCUCUCCUCUUUCAGCCAGUGGCAAUGGUACAGUCUCAAUUUUCAGGCAUUACAAACAACUGUUGAGAAAUGGUAAGAAAAGUCAAAAUUCUGGAAAGCCAGAAGAUUACAGAAAAUAUGGCCUGACUUUCCCCCUUCUGGAUUCAUCUUCAGGAAACCACAGGACAGGGAGAGGAACACUUAACUAGCUCUUUGGGCCUUACAAGAAGUGCAGAGUUACAAAGUGAGCGAUGGGGCACCUCUCUGCCGGCGGGGAGGGAAGCAGCAUCACUGGCCGUGGCAGGAGUGCCUUGCUGUCCAUUCUGUGCCCGCGUUGUGGCCACAGACAACUGAACUGUUUCUGUGCCUCAGCUCCUAGUGCAGAGAAUUGCUUUGGCCUCAAGUGAUACAGUCUGACUGUGUUGUGGCAUCUUUCCCCUGCCUGGAUUCUCGCUGCGUUUCCCUCUUGCUUCUCUCUCUGCUGCUGCCUUGCUCCUUCACUCCAAGGCAGAGACCAGCAAAUCUGGGUGGCUCCGUCCUCCCCCCAGGAGAAGCAUCGAGCCCUGUAGAAGGUCAGGGUUCCUGCAGGGAGGAUUGUAGAAGGGAAGGAGCAGAUGAGCAUCCUCAGGAAAAGGGGGGUGUGGUGGUUCGUGGCCUUUGCCCCCAGCGGCGGAGUGUGGGAAAUCAGUGCCUCUGCACCAGAGUUCCUGGCGGCCUUCGGCCUCGCACCGCGUUGCCUGCACGCGCUGCGCGGCUCUAGAGCCCGGGGACGAGCGUGCGCCGCUCCAUUGGCCUCUAGCAUUCAGCACAGAGGGGAUUCAGGGGCCUUCAGUGCUGUAACGCUUGGAGAGACAGCAGAAGUGUCUCGUUACUUUGUGGGUUUAUAUGUUUUUAUUUUUCUAGUAGUUAUUAUACAGUGGCACUUGUCUGGCUGCGCAUGCUGUGCGUGGCCGUGUACGCAGUGACAGAAAAAUUAGGUUCUUGAGGACAUCCUUUUAUCCCUUAUUGUAAGGAUUUGCCAGGUUGACAGCAACUCUGUAGUCUGACAACAGUCAAGGUAUUUCGCAUAAAGACUCAUCCCUCAAGAUUCUGGGGUUUCAUCCUCAGCAAAUCCAGGACCCCAUUGCCCUCCUGAAGAUUUUCCCGAGGAUUGUUCCGAUUCUCCCUCUCCGUUGCCGUUCGGCCGUGUGUCUCUUAGCCAGGCAGCUCCCAGGGUUCGCUCGUGAGGAGCGAACAGAAGCCCCACGUGUUUGAUUUGUCUAGCAAAUAUUCAGGCAGAAAUACUGUGGGGAGUGAGCAAGAAAAACGUUCAGCUUUGCAGUGAGAUUGCUCCUUCUUACCUGUCCCUUAGCAGUUGCUUCCGUGGCCGUAUUCCGUAUUUGUUUUAAGCGCAGCCCCCCCUUUCUGUGCUGAAUUCCUGGCGUGUUAAGCAGGUAAGCCUCGUAGAUGCAUUUCUGCAUGCGUUUGUGGAGGCAGCGUGUGCACGCGGGUGAGGAGAGGCCUGCGCGCCGAGAGCUGCCGGCCUCGGCCCCUGCUGGGGCCAGGGAUCCAAAGAUCCCACGCGUUCCUUAAUCCAAGCCAUAUCCGAGGAGGCCUGCGGGCCGUUAGCCAUCUGCCAGAGGGGAUGAUUUCUGCACAGACCGAUCUUCAUUUCUCUUACAGCCUGCCUUGGUGGUGUGUUCGCAUCCUUCUUUGUGUGCGUGCACGUUUUAUCAAAACAUUUGCAGCCAGUACAUUUCCAUCUGUCACCUCCUAAAGGCAGGAGGGAAGUUCUACCUUCUCUUAAGAGCUAGAAAGUGGAAUCUACAUUUAACCUGAGUGCCUUUGAAUCUGUGUUAAGGUUUCUAUCCAACAAAAGGGUCAUAGCUCCCUGUGUCUUCCCGGGAGGAAUGCAGGUGUCUGCUGCACAGAUCUCAUUUCUGGCCAGCGUCAGUGAGCAGCCAGAUUCGACUCCUGGCCCUGUUCCGAGUUGCUCAUCUGGCACCUGGGAGCUCUUGGUGGGAGAGAAACUUGAGAUAAACAGCGGGAGAGGAAAAUACCUGCUGCUGCUUUGCUGAAAGUCGGAGGCUCUCCCGCAGCCUCAGGUAAAGACCUGGCUGGAGAGGAGCUGGAGCUGCCCGCGCGUGCGGCCCUGGCCGCUCUCCCGGGGAAGCCUCGGCCUCCUGCUGCCCCCUCGGCCCUGGCAGCGCCCCCGCACAGCACUGGGGUCCAGGGUGGUGKUCCCCACCACGGCCCUGGGAUCGGCCUCAAUGACCCGGCCCAGCCAUGUCUUACUGUUAUUUACACAUGUGCAUACUAGCUAUGAGAUUGAGAAAAGGACUGUUUACACUUAAUAUUUUGUAUCUAAAGAUGUGCGUACUGUAAAAACUAAGAAAAAAAGGACAGGAUGAAAAAUGAUGUUUUUGUACAGGUGUCGGCAGUGACUGCAUGUUUGUUUCAUCGUCCACCAACAGUUGUUCCUCAGGGGUGUCCCCGCCAUUCCUGUGAUCCGCCAAAAGCAUAGGGAAGUAUCCGAAUCCCUGUACAGUCUUGGGAAGAAGGUUUUGUGCCUUAAAAAUGGGACCUGCUUCCCUCCUAUUUAUUGUGUUAAUUUAUACCGUGAUUACCAUGGAAACGUCUCUUGUAUUUUUUUGUACAUACUCUUCACAUCGGUUGUUGUAAAUACCGUUUUCUUGUAUAUAAAGUGGCCCGUGUUUCUGAGCU